GGUAAUCGAAGUGAAACAUCUGUUUGUGAGUGUGAAACCCUGGAACAGCUUUCACAUCAUUUACAAGAAAAUAGAGAAAAUUAAAUAUAUCCAGACGUACCUAUACCGAUCCAAUUCAAUAUGAGUUUCCUCAAUUACGUGUUCGGCCCCAAUCUCUUUAUGGAAUAUCGGGGUGUGCCGGAGCCGCAGCGCAAGAUGUACGAGGCCGGGGCUGUUGAAAAGUUUGGCGAGCAGAUUCUAUCGACGCUCUCAGUGAUGUGGUCCGUGGGCUACUACACAUCGCCCCUGCUCGUCACAUUUCUCUAUCGGCGUGGCUACCUGGUGACCGAUUCCAUACCGACGCUGGCCAAGAUCACCACCAGUGUGGGACUCAUCGUGAUAAUUUCGCUGGUAAUGCGCGGCUUGGGGCGCAAGCAAUCGCGGUCCUACUCCAACAUGAUGAAGGCCCUUGUCCAGGCAAAGGCCACCAAGACGGCUGGAGGUGCCAAUAGCGAGCUGCGCCGCUUUGAUAUCGAGUUUGACGCCUGGCCAGUGGAUUUCGAUGUAAAAGCUUUAACCGGUGAUACUAAGAAGCCCGUGGUUACGACCAACAGACGGGAGCCGCUUCAAUUGGCCACUGUGCCCUGUGAGGUCAUCGCCUACCUGGCCAUCAACACAUUUGGGCUAUCCAUUAUCUAUCCGGGAUCUGUUAAGCUGCUCCAGAAAUUCAUGCGACCCAUGCUAAUCUCUGGGCGCGCCAAGCUGAUCGAGGAUGACAAUGGUAUCCGCUAUAAGGUCAAGACUAUUGAUUCGAACGAAAUCGAUACAUUGUUUAUUGACAACCGCAACGACAACGUUGGAAAUGGCAAAACCCUGGUCAUUUGCUCCGAGGGCAAUGCAGGCUUCUAUGAAGUGGGCAUAAUGGGCACCCCAGUGGCCUUAAAAUACUCAGUUCUUGGGUGGAAUCAUCCCGGAUUUGCCGGAAGUUCGGGAACGCCUUUUCCCCACCAAGACAAAAAUGCCAUUGAUGCCGUGGUACAGUUUGCUAUCAAUAAUCUCGGGUUCUCUGUGGAGGACAUCAUUUUGUAUGGCUGGAGUAUUGGCGGUUUUAGUACUUUGUACGCUGCCUCUGUAUAUCCAGAUGUCAAGGGAGUGGUGCUGGACGCCACAUUCGAUGAUGUCCUAUACUUGGCCUAUCCUCGUAUGCCAGCUGCAUUGGCGGGCAUUGUCAAGGUAGCCAUUCGCAACUACUGCAAUUUGAACAAUGCCGAGAUGGCCAACGAGUUUAAUGGACCCAUAUCCUUCAUCCGCCGCACAGAGGAUGAGAUUAUUGCAGAAGACAAUCGCAUUGACACCAACCGCGGUAAUUUCUUGGUCUUGUCUGUGCUCAAGCACCGGUAUCCCAACAUUUUUGGGGCUUCCCAGUUGAACAAGGCUAAGGGGCUGCUGUCUAAGCCUCUGGAACCGUACAGUAUCCCCACCGCCGACGAGAAGCUAUGUAUGUCACGCCUUAUUACCUACGCCUCUGAUGAGGGCAAGUCCUUCCCAAUGAACAUAGGAGCCGAUUACUCAGAAGAGGUGCGCAACCUUAUGGCUAUCUUCUUGCUGCGCAAGCAUUUACGCGACUACAACUCGACGCACUGCACCCAGCUGCCCGGAGAGUUUUUCACCAUGCCGUGGGACAUUCCCACCGAGCAGGGAUUUGUGUUCACAUAAGCCCAUUCCGAAGAUGAUGUACGGCCGUAUGCUUAGACUUAGUGAAAUGGUUUUUUAGUCAUUUUUGCAUUCUGACUGCUUAUUAAAUUAUUCUAACUGGGAACAGCCGGGAAGCUGGACAACUGGUGUAAAAUUGUCUUAUAUACGAAAUAAAUGUCACAAGUUAAACUA
Drosophila eugracilis is the source of this 1866-nucleotide messenger RNA. RefSeq names its product phosphatidylserine lipase ABHD16A. Lineage: Eukaryota; Metazoa; Arthropoda; Insecta; Diptera; Drosophilidae. The transcript is spliced from 6 exons. Gene Ontology annotation, biological process: monoacylglycerol catabolic process; phosphatidylserine catabolic process. Gene Ontology annotation, cellular component: endomembrane system. Bases 121 to 1695 code for a protein of 524 amino acids. The record is from RefSeq and is a predicted model, not a curated record. Gene Ontology annotation, molecular function: glycerophospholipase activity; monoacylglycerol lipase activity.